Solanum stenotomum is the source of this 1925-nucleotide messenger RNA. RefSeq names its product two-component response regulator ARR1-like. The coding region runs from base 456 to 1511 and encodes 351 amino acids. Gene Ontology annotation, cellular component: nucleus. The transcript has 11 exons. NCBI's taxonomy places the organism in Eukaryota, Viridiplantae, Streptophyta, Magnoliopsida, Solanales, Solanaceae. Gene Ontology annotation, biological process: cytokinin-activated signaling pathway; regulation of DNA-templated transcription; phosphorelay signal transduction system. The record is from RefSeq and is a predicted model, not a curated record. Gene Ontology annotation, molecular function: DNA binding; DNA-binding transcription factor activity.
UGGCAUUUUUCCGUUGCUUUGGUAUAGUGCACAAUUUUUGGCCGGAGACGGAUAAUCAGCCCCCCACCGCCACCGUACGACUGGAUUUAUCAACCCAUCUCCGAGCAGCAAAUAUGAUUUUUCAUCAAUAUGGCUUCACUAAUGGUGUAAUUUUGGUUUGUUAUCGAUCAUCUAGCUAUGUAUUACUCAUUUGAUAUGAUUCUAGCUGCUUUGCAGAAGCAGAGUUUCAUUAUGUUCCAUUGCUUUCCGAGUUUGGUCCUGACUCUCGAAAUUCGAACGGUGCCACAAAAUUAAAAAGAGUUCAUGGCAGACAUAGGGCACACGUUUGAUGAUGAUGAUCUCAAGCAACCUUAUUACAACAUGUUUUCUCUGAUGGGGACUGGGUUCUUUGGUUCUGUUGGUUGCAUUAUAAACUUCGGUUAAAUCUUUGCCGCAGAUUCAAACCUUGCUUACCAAUGGAAGUUGAGACACAUAUGUCUUUCAGAACUGCUGAAAAAAUCAGCAUUUUGGUGGUGGAUGAUGAUGCCACGUAUCUUCCGGUUGUUGCUGGGCUACUCAAGAAAUGCAACUACCAAGUUGUGACUGUCAAAUAUCCAGUAGAUGCUUUGUCUAAACUUAAGAUCAAAGGCGACUCUUUUGAUCUCGUUGUCACUGAUGUGCACAAGUCUGAUAUGAAUGGCUUUGAACUUCAACAAGUGAUAGCCCAAGCAUUUGAAAUACCUGUUUUAUUGAUGUCAGCUGACGACAAGGAAGGUACAAUCUUGAAAGGACUAAAGGGUGUAUCAGUCGACAAUCAAAGAGAUCAAGGGCUGUGCACAGCGUUGAAGGUGAAGAGAGGUAAAAAACCUGUCCCUGGGAAAUCUGCAAUGAAACUGGGGAAACAGGGCAAAGAUAACAGUGUCAAUUUUGUUCUACCAACAAAGUCUCAGAUUAUGUGGACAGAGUCACUUCACAACACAUUCCUGGAAGCCAUUAGAAACAUUGGGUUUGACAAAGCUGUGCCAAAGAAGAUUCAUGAACACAUGAAAGUCCCUGGAUUAACUAGAGAAAAUGUCGCCAGUCAUUGGCAGAAAUAUCGUAUUUACUUGCGCCGAGUUACUGAUGCAAGCUCUAGUAUCCAAGUUCCUGACAUAAACUUAGCCAGUAGGUCUAAUCAAUCGACCAUUGCAUCUGGAACGCUUGGUGAACAUAGACAAUUUCAUCAAGAGAAUUUUGGAGUGCAGUCUAGUGUCCCCAUCUUAUUGAUUCACACUACAGGUUAUCGGACAGGCAGUCUGCAACAUCUUAAGAAUAAGAAAGAAGUUGAUGUUGUGCUCGAUCCAGUUCGUAACUUUUCUGUCUUUCACAACGUUAGUGCUACGCAAGGAUCACAAGGCAUUGGUGAUCUUAGUGCUUCUUCCAUGAAUCAAGGGAAUGAUCAACCUCAUCAGCAAAACAAUGAAGAUGAGGCACAUGUCAACUUUGAUGGUGGUUUUAAUCAGGAUAUGGAGAAGGAGGACUAUUUGCAAUGAUUUAAUCAAAUACCAUUCAAGGCUAUGCUGACCCAAGGUUGAUGGGGAGUUUGGCCAGACCUACUACUCAGCAACCUAAGGGAGGGUGGUUUUUUUUUUUUUUUGGAUUUGGUGCGUACUUCAAGUUUCCCACAAAGGUAGGGUAAAAGUCUGCAUACAUCUUUACCCUUCCAGACUCCACUUGUGGGAUUGCGCUUGAUAUGUUGCUGUUUUUGUUGUUGGCGUGUUCUUCAAGUCCUUGUGAAGAUGAACAAAACACAUUUAGUUCAAUAUAGCAACAAAACUGUUGGUGCUAGAGACAAAUCAAUGUUUUGCUUGAUGUAUUUCUUUUAUGGUACUUUUGGGAUUAUGAUAUGUUUUAACUUUUAAGAAAUUGAUCCAUUAAUUUUUAAUGAAUCAAUGUAUUACAUUUUG